This is a messenger RNA of Coffea arabica (coffee), 2902 nucleotides long. Its product is annotated as protein GAMETE EXPRESSED 2-like. The record is from RefSeq and is a predicted model, not a curated record. Lineage: Eukaryota; Viridiplantae; Streptophyta; Magnoliopsida; Gentianales; Rubiaceae. Gene Ontology annotation, biological process: pollen sperm cell differentiation; actin cytoskeleton organization. Gene Ontology annotation, molecular function: actin filament binding.
AUGGUUGGAUUGUUCAAUGUGCUGAUCACCGAAGAAAAUUUCAAUGUCUUGGACUCUUCCCUUCAUUUCCGAGUCACUCCAGGAAAAAUGUAUUUAGCUGCUGGUAUUGUCUUGUGGAUGGAUGGAGCAAACGAGUUUGUCGCUGGAACAAAAGCUACAAUUUUGAUACUCCCUAAAGAUGCAUUUGGGAAUAAUGUCUCUUCAAUCAGUAAAGGAUCAGAGUCCUAUAGUUUUUGGUUGUCAGCAACUAGUCUGGAUGGUUCUGCUGCAGACGUGCUUAACAUUACUGACAAGGGGUGGAAUCAGUUAGGAUAUCUCAGUAUUGAAUUUGUUGUGGCCUCAUCUGGGAACCUCUUACUUCAUGUUCGAGAGAAAAAUCAAACGUUGACUGGCUCCCCAUUGCCAUUCAAGGUGAAAACAGGAACUUUAGAUGUUGCUAAUUGUUUAGUACGCUGGCGUAUUGAAACAAAAGCCUUCCAACUGUUCUCAAUGAUGGAAGCUUUUAUACACCAGCAUGAUUCUUAUGGAAAUCUUGUCCCUGGAUCGUAUGCAUUUGAUGUUGAAGUUGUGCAGAAGGGGACAAACUUAUCUAUGCCAGUGUCGGAUCUGGUUUUCGAAGAUGUUGGGCUGGGUAUUCAGUCAUUUUCUUUCAGUCUAGUUGAGCCUGGGAACUUCAUGCUCAUGAUCUCUGAUAAGCACAACACUCUCAUCUCUAACGUGCCAUAUGACUUCAAAGUCUAUGUAGGCUAUUGUGAUGGGACAAACAGCGUUGUCAAUGGAACUGGUUUAAAUCACUCUUUUGCUGGAGAAGUUUCAACUUUUUCUGUGUUCUUGAGAGAUGCCUAUUUAUAUCCUUCUCCAGCUGAAUUAGAUAUGCUGCAAGUAAAAAUUCUGCAUGAAUCCAGUUUAAAACAGUUACGACCAAGGAUACGUCCAAAGAAAGCCGAAAUGGGUACUUUUGCUGGAACACUUGACAAACUUACUCCUUCAACUGAUGGUGCAAAAAAUAAGUCUACCGAGAACACAAGGUUCAGCGCAAGUAACUUUGAGGUCGCUUUUGUACCUGAAAAGAGUGGGACGUAUGAAAUCUCUAUCUUUUGUGGAAAUGUUCCACUAAAUGGUGGCAAUCCCUUCAGAAAGGUAGUAAGUGCAGGGAAGGUGAAUCUAUCCCUUUCAGGGGUUGUGGAGUUUGCUUCAAAAGUACCGAAGCUUGCAAAAAGUGAAGUAGUUAUACAGCUCCUGGAUUCAUACUCCAAUCCAGUUCUGUCAGAGCAGUCAAAAUUGAAACUUGAGGUUGCUUCAGUCAAUAGAUCUGGCUUUUCGACAAUGAUGUUUGUUGACAACAAAGACGGAACUUAUACUGGUAGUUUCUUGGCUAAGGACGUUGGCACCUAUGAGAUAUGCGCUUCAUUUGAUGGACAGCAUUUCACGCCAUGUCCAAUUGGCGUGAAUGUUUAUACAAGUGAAUAUUUUCCUAAAGUUUUAAAUGAUACAGUCCCUGUCUGGGAGGAUGAGUCAACUGCAGUUGAUGCUCUAGACAAUGAUUACUUUGCAGGUGGCAAUGCUAGUAUAAAAGAAUAUUCGAGGCCAGAUCAUGGUUCCCUUCUGCAGUAUGGAGGUCUUUUCAGAUACACACCUUACAAAGGAUUUAAUGGAAAUGAUUCUUUCGUGUAUACCAUCUGUGAUGUAAAUGGCAACGUAGCUUCUGGUUCUGUCAAUAUAGAUAUCCUUAGUAUUCCACCUCAGUUUGUCUCCUUUCCAAGUCAAUUGCACGGAACGGAGGAUCUAAUUAGUCCCAGAUUUGGUGGUUUCUCUGGAUUUGAGAUUGCAUACUCAGAUUUGGAUGAGAACAUCACGGUUAUUCUUAAUGCACAGUAUGGAACUGUCUUCCUGUCUCCAAUGCUAAUGCAAUUUUGGCAGCCGCUCUGGGGUGAAUUAUCAGUAAAAAUAGAUCAUCAGAAGGCCAAAGAGUUGAUUUUGGCUGGUCGUGUGGAUGUAAUUAACUCUGCCCUUCAAGCAAUCCGGUACUUUGGGGAUGAGAACUUUUGCGGUGAUGAUGCAAUCCAAGUCUCUACCAUGAACAGAAAUGGGAAGAACAGUGUUAAAGUUCCUGUAUUUGUGGAACCUAUUAAUGACCAUCCAUUUAUCAAUGCCCCUGCAUUUAUUUUCCUUGAAGAUUCGGGAGAUGUACUUAUUUUUGAUAGAAAGAAAGACAAAUUUGACUUCAGUAUUGGGGAUCCAGAUCUUCCAAAUUUCCCUGGUAACAGGUCUCACUUUUUAGUCAUCAUCUCUUUUGAAGUCAGUUCUGGAGUUCUAUCUACAAGUCUUCCUGCUGAGCUUGUAGCCACGACUGAACUGAAGCUAAAGACAAGUUACCAGUGGCAGCCCCUUCUGACAUUUGUUACCAUCUCUAAACAUUUUAUGGUGAAAGCAAAAGGCAUUAGAGUCCGAGGGACUAUUAAUGACUGCAACAGUAUAAUUGAACAAUUGAUGUAUCAUGGUGGCAAACAUGGUGAUGUUCUGACUGUGAGAGUAAAUGAUAUGGGAAACUAUGGGUGUUGCCCGAAUUGCGAGCAAAUGAUGUCAAUGCCAUUAUUUGCUGAGGCUACAAUAAGUCUAAUAAGAAGACCGCCAAUGAGUUCGCUGUUAGCUCAUGCCCUGGGAUCAGCACUUGUGGUAGAGUUCAUUAUGCUCCUCUCUCUCAGCGGGCUGCUACUUUUUUUCACAUGCAAAUGUGCUUUCGUGCUCAUCCGCGAAAAGAAAGAGGAAUACGAUCCAGCAGGACAUUGAGCACUCCAAGCCUUCGGGUGAAGAAGCCGUAAGUAGCAACUAUCUGUGCUUUUUGGCAAUAUCUUUUCAACAAAUUCUAGUUGCCAAGAAGCCAGCCAGCCAGCAUGAGAUU